CAUAACUCCAAUUCCGUCCUGUCCAGGUGAUGUUCUGUACUACUGCGGAAGAACUGGACUCCGAAGAGUGCUUCGAAGUCGAGUGCAAGUCAAUACGGUGUUGAGGGAACAUCACGAUAACCAAGGUCAUUAUGGCGCACACCGAUGCAUGAGAAACAUCACUGAGAAGUUCUACUGGGGAACUCUGAUAAGGGACAUACGACUGUGGGUUGGCAACUGUCAACUCUGCCUGAAUAUGGAUGAAACAUCCCAGAACUUUCACUGCUCUGUGAAGGGCUGCUACACUCAAAAUGGGCCGGUGGAGAGAAGUCUGGGCCUGACCUUUCAUCGGUUUCCUUUCGAUGACCCCGAGAGGCUCAGCCAGUGGAUCAAAAACACAAACAGAAGCACGUGGUCUCCACACACCAGAUCAGUGGUCUGCUCCAAUCAUUUCACUGAAGACUGCUUUGAGCUUGUAGGCAGGGAGAAGCUGCUGAAAAGUCAUGCUGUUCCCACCUUGUUACUUGGCCAUUCUAGUAUAGAGGGAGCACAGGGCUCAGAUGUGGAAAAUAACUUGGAAAAUACCCAGCGCACCUUUUUCUCAAAAUAUGACGCUGUGCACAAAUACUUGAGCGAAGGCGCCUAUCCUCAAGGUUUGAAUGGUGUGGAAAAAAAUACACUGCGGAGACUCUGUCAACGAUUUGCUGUACAUGAUGGUGUACUUUUUUCCAACUUAAACCACAACCGACGCAGAGUGGUCAGGAACAAAGAGGAUGUCCAGGCCACCCUCACGGCAUACCACAAUGAGAUGAACCACCUGGACGUGGACAAGUGCAUCACGCUCAUCUCCAAGCACUUCGACUGGGGCUCGCUGAGGGCCGAUGUCCGGUGUUGGAUCCAGAGGUGCGAAGAGUGCUUUGCUGCCCGUGCGCCUGCCCGGCAGCCCUGUGCCAGUCCAGCCAGUCUACAAUACAAUGACCAUGAAUAUUUCAGCCAGACCCAGGCUUCAAGUCCUUUAGCCACAGACACGGUCAGCUCAACAGCUGGGGACGUGGAACGAGUCAAGGCUGUUGCUCAGGCAGAGCCAGUGGAAUCAGUUCACCUGGGCUCUGGCACAUCUGGGUAUCAUGCUGUUAAGAGAAGUGCUCCUCUGGAUAGCGCCGGACUUCCGCCAAAGAAGCGUAGAAAAGAUGGAGAUGUGCUCCCCAUGUCCAGCGCCUUACAGAAUUCCCAGGUCCAUUUGGAUAAGGGUUUGCCAAUGCUGGACAGGAUGGAACCUUUGCGUGCAAGGACAGUUUUGCAACAGUGCUCACAAGCAAUAAUUCAAAUACAUAAUGCAAGUUACCAAAGGAUUGAUGCUGGCUUAGUGAUAUAUUUGAGUUUUUCCAAAGAGGCCACAGAAGAGAUUAUCCCAAAGAUGGUGAGAACCUUGCUGGAGGCCAAGUUGUUCCAUGUCGGAGGAGGAGAACCCUCAUCUGUGCUUGAUCUUCCUGGGAGUGUUCUCAUAGUUCCACAAGACUCCCUAACAGGAACACUGAAAAACUGCAAGUUUCAGUAUUUGCAGAGAAUUGAUGCCUUCAAUGGACAGUGGCUUUACAAGAUCUUUGUGUACCAGUGUGAGAGAGCUUUGGCAUCUUCCAAAAGGAGUGUGGAAGCCAAAUGUGUUGUCAAGUAUGGGGUUUACGGUCAGAAACAGACCAUUUACCUCAGUUCAGAUGACCCACUCACUCAUGUUGUGGAAUUCUAGAAACACUUGUUGUUCAGAAGUUCUAUUUGGACGGAAAUACUUCUGUGGAAUUUUACACAGAUUUUUUUUUCAGUAUCUGAAAAUAUUUGGUGUAUUAUAUGUGAAAAUCAAAUAAAAAAAU
Molecule: messenger RNA, 1847 nt
Organism: Clupea harengus (Atlantic herring)
Lineage: Eukaryota; Metazoa; Chordata; Actinopteri; Clupeiformes; Clupeidae
Exons: 8
Coding region: 149-1726 (525 amino acids)
Cellular component (GO): cytoplasm
Molecular function (GO): D-aminoacyl-tRNA deacylase activity
Source: RefSeq, a predicted model, not a curated record